This is a messenger RNA of Aspergillus nomiae NRRL 13137, 2052 nucleotides long. RefSeq lists its product as uncharacterized. The record is from RefSeq and is a predicted model, not a curated record. NCBI's taxonomy places the organism in Eukaryota, Fungi, Ascomycota, Eurotiomycetes, Eurotiales, Aspergillaceae. The transcript has 6 exons. Gene Ontology annotation, biological process: protein insertion into mitochondrial inner membrane from matrix; mitochondrial respiratory chain complex IV assembly. Bases 1 to 2052 code for a protein of 683 amino acids. Gene Ontology annotation, molecular function: membrane insertase activity. Gene Ontology annotation, cellular component: mitochondrial outer membrane; mitochondrial inner membrane.
AUGGCUUCGGGUGACCACACAGGCUCGAGCGUCGAGCUCUAUGAAUCUGGAUUGACCGUCCGUUCAGACUCGGAGAAUUAUUCAGCCAACAAUGAGUUAUCCGAGUCGACGUCGAGUUCUCCUCUGAUCCUCUACAAACCCCCUACGAUCUGGAGUAUUUUGCGAGGCGCCGCCAUCAACCUGGUUCUUCCCUUCGUGAAUGGACUCAUGCUGGGCUUUGGUGAACUAUUUGCACAUGAAGCAGCCUUCCGCCUAGGAUGGUCCGGCACAAAGGUACUGUUCCCUGAUCAGUUUCUGCUAUCUUCCCUACCUAUCGGAGAACAGUCGGUCCUGGUGUGGAGGUUCGAGAAGUUCCGUCACGGAGGAGUAACAGCUUGUGAGACACGGCGUCUUUGGAAUAAGACAGGUGCUGGAAGCUCACUAUCAGACUCUGUGACCGCGCUCACACUCAAAAGCACAACAACAGAAACAGAAUUGUUAGCAAGAUUCUUUGGUUAUCUUUUACUACAGCAGGAAACGUAUACGUGGGGAUUACAAAUGUCGGUAAAAGCCUGGGGUUCUCCGGCCGCCCGGCAGAAAAAACGGGCUUGGCGCAAAAAGUCCGAUCAAUCGGCCGUUGUCGCGCUUCUUCCCUUCAGGAACGCUAUUCCCAGUCCGUACUUCGACUUUUGUCUCUCCGUUGGCUCUAACUGCAAUGAUGCUGGGAGGAGCUGGCCUGAAAGGGCGUGGCGCUAUGCCUGCCAUUGCCCGGCAGCGAUUGACUGCCUUCUCACGCUCCAGUCGAUCGGAAACCUGUCCUGGAGGCCUGCCUCCUCCAUUCAUCAUGCGUCGGCCGCACGAUUCAAUUCCACCGCUUCCACUGCCUCUGCUUCGACUGCCACUGCUGCAACCGCUGUAGACACGGCCGUACCCGAACAAGCAGCCGAUCUUUCUGACUUUGACAUCAACGCCAUUCCCGAGAAGAUUGGAUACUUGAAAGACCUAGGACUCGACUACGGCUGGGGCCCUUCGUCCAUGAUUGAAUACUUCAUCGAGCAUUUCCACAUCUGGGCUGGUCUGCAUGCGGAUGUCUCCACCAAAAUCCACAAUCUGAAAGACGUCGUGACACCUCUCCGAGCCAAGAUGGCGAAGGCUGCAAAUGAGAAGAGACAUACGGACAUGAUGCAAACGAGAGCAGAGCUGCAGCAACUCCACAGUGACCAUGGCAUUAAGUUCUACAAGACAAUGAUACCGUUCAUUCAGCUUCCUUUGGGUUUUGGUUGUUACAGAGUUGUCAAGGGAAUGACUUCUUUGCCAGUACCCGGGUUGGCUGUGGAGUCUGUCGGCUGGAUCAAGGAUCUCACGGUUGCGGAUCCGUAUUUUCUGCUUCCAGCUGCUACAGCAUUUGCCAUGUAUCUGUCUUUCAAGAAAGGCGGAGAGAACGGUAUGAACCAAAUGGCGAACUCACCCGUCGGCAGAGCUGUUCUGUACGGAAUGCCUGCCCUUUCUUUCGCGUUCAUGUCCUUUUUCCCUAGUGCCCUUCAGCUUUACUUCCUCUCGACCGGUUUGUUUGCUCUGGGGCAGGCGUACAUGCUUUCCUCUAACAGCUUCCGGCAAUUUGCCAACAUUGCCAUUCCCAAAAAGCCGGCAGAAGCCACCGCAAUGUCGCCAGAGGAGCAUGGCCGAGCCAUCCGCAUGAUCCUCGACACCCAGGAAGCGGAUAAGAAAAUGGAAGUGCCUACAGUAGAGGCGGCCCAGAAUCUUAGCUUCGUCGACCGGACGCUCAACAGCGUCAAAAAGAAUUACGAUAAUCUUACAACUGAUGUGAAGGGAAAGCUGGACUCAGCAAUGGGUAACGAGCCCACGAAGAACGCAGACGGAUCACUGGCCGAACCCCCUCGGCUCAGCGAGAAGGACCGCAAAUUAGCGGCAGACUACGAGCAGAGGAGGAAGGAAGAAGAAGACUGGAAACGGGAGGAGAGAAACCACGCGCGGCGAGAGGCCCACCUCCGAGCUCUGGAGCUUGAAAGGGAGAAGGCCCGUUCCGCAUUCAAAAACUCCAAGCAAAGGUGA